GUUGCUGGCGCAGAUGGGGCUCGCCCCCAUGCCCACGCAGGCGCCCACCGCAGGGUUUUGGACCUGCAGCUGCGGAUUCCGUAACAAGGCCACGAACCACCUCUGCGGCGGCAAUGGGCCCCUGGGGUGCAAAACCCCGAAGACCCCGGUCUCCGGGACGACCCCGGUAGCGGUGGCAGGUCGGCCGACUCCCAGGAUACCGGCCGCCUUUAGCCCGGCCGACUUCGACGUGGCCGCGCUCGGGGGCUUCGGCCCGCAGCGGACCAAGCAGAUGCCAGGCCACGCCACGCCCUACGGCAAAGGCCUGGGCAAGGGCGGAAUGAUGGGCUUCGGCAAGGGCCAGGGCGAAUGGAAGUGCAGAUGUGGAUUUGGCAACAAGGCCUCCAACCUGGUCUGCGGCGGUGCCAACGGCACGCUGGGCUGCAAGGCUGGGAAGGAGUGGAUCUGUGGUGCUUGCAACUUUGUAAACAAGAACGCCAACACCGUCUGCGGUGGGGAGCACGGCACAGUGGGCUGCAAGUCGCCCAACAUGGAGGCCCUGGCAACCACCGCGCUUGCGGCGUUCGACCUCAAGGCCUUCAUGCCGCAGAUGAUGGAACCACAGUGGGCCUGCCUCUGCGGCUUCAAAAACAAAGCCAGCAACAGCGUCUGUGGCGGAGGCGGUCCAUUGGGAUGCAAGCUGCCCAGGUCGGAUGGGCAAGGCGGCGGCCACUUUUUUUCUGGGCCGGAGUGGCAGUGCGAGUGCGGCUUCAAGAACCAGCCCUUGAACACCGUUUGCGGCGGCAAUGGGCCCUUGGGCUGUAAGAAGGCUAAGCCACUAGUGUGAGAGGCGGUGGGCAGUUGCCCGAGUGAUGCGCCUCGGAGCGCGGCAAGCACAAAGGGGUGACAAAAAAUCAGACGGGC
This is a messenger RNA of Effrenium voratum, 903 nucleotides long. Lineage: Eukaryota; Dinophyceae; Suessiales; Symbiodiniaceae. The record is from the annotation of a GenBank genome assembly.